AUUGAUGCACUCAUGCUGAAUAAUAACCAAAUAAUGUAGUGCAUAUUUUGUGGGUCUGUUGAGCAUUUUAGAGUGUGUUAUAAUACAUGGUGCACAUGAUGUACUUUAAAAGAAUUAACAUUCCUAAUAAUUACCGGUACUAAUGAUAUACAUAUUUGAUUAAUAGUGUACAUGUCCAGAAAGUUUUGUAUUUUUUGAAAACAUGAAAUUGAAAAUUUCAUGGUAGUCUUCAAAACAAUGCAUAAUUAGGUUUCUUUUAAAUGACAGACAAGUGAGCUUAUCUGAGUUCAAGAAAGUUUGGUUGGAACAAACACCACACAUCCUGAUUAUGAAGCCAGCUACUGAUCUGUGUCCCAAAUGCCAGAGAUAUGUUCAUAACAUCAGUAAUGCAGGGAACCUGUCAGAAGAGGAAAAGAAAACCAUGCUGGAUGAGUACACGUGUCACCUGGACAAAGCCAAGCAACAGAGAGAAUACUACAGAGAAAGGUGUCUACUGUCCAAAGAACUGUUUCAAACGCAUGACUUAAAUCAAACUGAAAGAGGUAAGUUUCUUCUUGAUUUCUUUCAUCACAUACACCAUUUAAUUGUGUUUGGUAAAGGUAAAUAAAUGUUUUCAUAAAUUGGUUCCAUGCAUACAGUCAAAUUAAUAUUAUUUAUUACUCACUCCUGAUUGAAGAUGAUAGUCUACACCAAGUAAUUAAUGUACAAAAUUCAAGAUAUUGUAAAUGGUCAUGGAUAGUUGCACGAGAACUACUCAGCAACAAAAAUCUUUGUGAGCAAUAUGUUGCAUAAAUUCAGGCAUCAUGCACAAGAGGUGGGGCCUCUGUUCUUCAAAACCCCCAGAAAAUGCCAGGCUUUUGGUGUGUGUGCAGAGGGAGCAGGUGAGCAAGUAUUCUAUCUGGUGGAUGAGGCUGAGGAGGUAGGCAAGGGAGCCAAUACUGUGGUGAGCCUAUUACAUCACUUCUUUGAGCAUUGGGGAUAUGGAGAGAAGGAUGCUGUGCUGCAGAUGGACAGUUGUGCCAGACAAAACAAAAACAACACAAUGAUAAGAUAUGGCAUGUGGAGGAUAAUGACAGGUCGUCAUCGCAGCAUAGAGUUUUCCUUGAUGGAAGCUGGACAUACAAAAUUUAGUCCAGACAGGCAUUUUGGCCUCUGGAAGAUGAAGUGGAGACAUUCUACAGCAGAAACUCUUGAUGAGGUAGCAGAAUCAGUGAGGCGCUCCUCAAGAAAUGGCCACAACAUACCCCAGCUCAUCAACGAUGCUGAGAAGCUGGUCUCCUUCUAUGACUGGACGAGUUUCUUUGAAGCUUUCUUCAAGAAACUACUAUCCAUCUCUAAAUUCCACCAUUUCAGAAUGUCUGAAGAAAGUCCAGGAGUUGUGUUUGUCAAGGCUUAUCGUAGCUCUGCAGAGAAACCCAUCAACAUUUUGAAGAAAGGACAGCAACUACCUAAUGUUGACACCCUGCCAUCCGUGAUUACACCCAAGGGUCUUGAUGCUGCCAGACAGUGGUAUCUUUAUGAUGAAAUCAGACCAUUCUGCAGGGAUACUUCAGAUAGUCUACAGUCUUGCCCUAAGCCUGUGUGUCCAAAACCUCGUGUCAAAAUAGACCCAGAGAAAAGAAAAUGUCCAAAGCAGUUUGCCUCUCCUGAGAUGUGAAAUUUUAGGUGUAUUGUGUACUGUAAUGUGCAGUGUCAUAAUAUACAUAUUUAUGUAUAAUAUAAUUCAUAUAUUAUAUAAAUUGCAGUAUUUGAAAUUAUUUGUACAUGUAUGUAGUUUUUAGGUAAAAUUAUUUGUUAAUUACUAGUAUUACCUUUAUUAGAUAGUAAUAAUUGUGUGAUGUUUCAAAAUGAUAAGCCGUAAAGUUCUGUUUUUAGACAACUAUAUUACAUGUAAAAAGCUAAUGUACAACUUCUCAAAUCAUGACCUUUUUGCACUAAACUUUGAUAGAAAAUGAUGCCAUUAUAUUCAAUUUUGAUCACAAAAUAUUUUAAAUGAAUAAAUCUUUGGUUUUUUUUUACUAUUUAAUAACUUUGUAUUUAUCUUCUAGAUUACUUUUCCAUAUUUGACUUUUCUUCCAAUUUUCAAUGCAUUGUGAGAAAUUGCUUAAAACAUGUCUCAUUUUUGCAGCGUCAUAGCUCCUGAAAUAAAAGGAGAUGAAUUCUAAUAUUUGGUAUUUUUAUUUAUUUAUACCAAAGCAACAUAAAAAUGCAAAAAUCUCAAUUUGUUGGAAAAACUCAAUAAACCUGGU
Molecule: messenger RNA, 2249 nt
Organism: Magallana angulata
Lineage: Eukaryota; Metazoa; Mollusca; Bivalvia; Ostreida; Ostreidae
Exons: 3
Coding region: 782-1657 (291 amino acids)
Source: RefSeq, a predicted model, not a curated record